This is a messenger RNA of Coregonus sp. 'balchen', 18583 nucleotides long. The record is from the annotation of a GenBank genome assembly. NCBI's taxonomy places the organism in Eukaryota, Metazoa, Chordata, Actinopteri, Salmoniformes, Salmonidae.
AUGCUGAAAGGCAGGAAGACGUGUCACACAGGGAAGGGCCGUACCGCCGGCUGGAACAUGCCUCUGGGAUACCCCAUUGACCAGGGCAAGAUGUCUCCAAGGGCUGUGACAUCCCACAGGGUAGAACGCACAAAAACACACACACACACUCACACUCUACACUGUAGGUGUUCUGGAAACCAAAACAAUAAACUGUGUGUGAUGUGUUUCCUCCAAGGGGUGGCAGAUUUCUUCAAUGCCAGCUGUAUCCCUGGGUCACAGGGGGACCCGCUCUCCCUUUGCCAGCUGUGUAAAGGCAACGGAGCUGGACAGUUCAUAUGUGACAAGACUGAAAAUGAGAGAUACUACGCUUACAACGGUGCCUUCAGGUAAAGUAACCCUCUCAUGCUGAUACUGUGCAGCCUUUACGACUAUACUCUCAGCGGUUAACCCACAGAAUAUGAUUUCUAUGUGUUAACCACUAUACUGUGCUCUCUCUGUCUAUCUCUCUCUGUCUUUCUUUCUCCCUUUGUCUCUUUCUCUCUCUGUGUCUCUCUCUCUCUCUCUGAGACAGAUGCUUGGCUGAAGAUGCAGGGGAUGUGGCCUUCGUGAAGCACACCACAGUGGCGGAGAACACAGACGGUAGGCUGAGCUCUUCUCUAUCCUCCCAAACCCUCCUUCCCUCUGCCCUCCACCUCCUCUGCCCCCUGUUGGUGUAUAACUGUAUAACCCUGUGUCUGUUUUUUCCUGCUGUGUUCGGACUACGAGCUGCUGUGUAGAGACGGGACCAGGGCCCCAGUGAGAGAACACCACCGGUGCCACCUGGUCAGGGUGCCAGCCAGGGGCAUCGUGGUCAAAUCUGACAUCAGUGGCACAGCGGUCUACGACAUGCUGACCGAGGGACUGGUGGGUAUUCUUCAUUACAUUUCUAUUUUUUGUCAGAUUUAUUUUUUGUUCUGUGUUGUGUGUUAUAUAUAGUAUGGUCGGGCUGUUUCUCGCUAUGGCAAAGACACUCUUGAGACGUAGUCAGAGGUACCCUGGUCUUGUUGUCUAGAUAACCCUGGUUUAAUACUGGUUGUGUUUUUUUUAUCAGAAGAAGUCAGGUUUCCCCAUCUUUCAGCCGGGCGAGUUCGGCGAUAAUUUGCUGUUCAUGUCAUGAGCCCUCUCACUCCACCGGGUUACCACCUUAAUUUGUUUCCACUAUCUUCCACUCUGCUCACCACUCUCUCUCUACUCAGCCUAACUAGCUCCACCUGUCCCUGCUCUGCUCGGCUCUAAUUACUCUGCCAGCUGCGCUGCAUUACCCACUAACCUCUCCCAGUAUUUAAAGCCCUGUCUUUCAGCUCUCCUUUGUCAGAUCGUCUGCAAAGCUCACACCCGGAACCUGUUUGCUCGCGCUUCUGGCUCACCCUUGUUUUGUGACCCCGGACCUGCCUGAUUCUUGGAUACUCUUCUGCCCCAGGAAAACCAGACCUGCUUUCUGCCAUUACGACUCCUGACUACUCUUCGAUCCCGGUAACUCUGACCAGCCUUCUGCCUUGCUACAACGUAUUUGGAUUUCCCUUGAACUGUACUUCUGCCUUGUUUCAUCCGCCCCGUUGUGUCUGUGUUUCCCCCCCCCCCAGGACUUCUGGACCACCAACCACCGGCGUCAUAGGACGCAUCGCUGCCACUGGGGGGGGCACAGACCCAGCACAUUGGACGGAAUCCCUGUUAUUCCCAGUAACCCCUGGAGCCUUCACUCACUCCCUACUUCCCUUUUCCCUUAAGUUUUAAUAAACUUUCUGGUGUGACGCAAUUGUGGUCCUCUGGUCGUCUGUCUGAACCGUGACAGUACGAUCUGACCAUCAUGGACUCAGCGCACACUUCCCCCGACAUGGAAACCGACGAACCUGAGCAACCCACCGCCAUGCUACGCCUGGAACACACUGAGAGAGAGCUAGCCCGCAUGAGCGGCGACAUCACCUCUCUGCUUCAGGUCGGCCACCAACAGCAUCAGCAGUUCCAGCAGCACCAGCAGCAGUUCCAGCAGCAGCAACAACAACUCGCCAUGAUCAUCCAACUCCUCACCAACCUUACCCCAGCCACUCCGCCCACCGGCCCGUUUCCAGGCAGUCUGCCCACCAGCCCUGCCCCCGAGUUACCUGCCCCGGUCAUUGCAGCCGCUGCUCCGGAACCCAAGAUUGGAAACCCCGAGCGGUUCAACGGCGAUUCUACCCAGGUCCGGCCAUUCCUGACUAGCUGCCGACUUCAGUUCUCCUUGCAGCCAAGGACCUUCGCCACGGAGGGGGCUAAAGUUGGGUAUGCCAUCACUCACCUGACGGGCCGAGCUCGACUCUGGGGAACAGCAGAGUUCGAACGUCAAACCCCCGCAUGUGCAACCUUCGACCUGUUUGCUGAGGAGAUGCUGAAGGUGUUUGACCUGGAUUCACCAACCGCAGAGGCGUCUCGUGAACUGUUCAGUAUUCGACAAGGCAGACGUACAGUCGCAGACCAUUCCAUCGACUUCCGAACCCUGGCAAGACGAAGUUCUUGGAACACACCAUCGUUGGUGGACGCGUUCUUCCAUAGCUUGGCUGACUAUAUCAAGGACGAGUUGGUCUCCCAUGAACUGCCUUCCACUCUUGAUGAAGCCAUCGCACUGACUGUCCGGAUCGACAGAAGGAUACAGACCCGUCGUCGUUAGAGGGGGCGCCAAGGUCCACCAACUACCGGCAUUCGGAGAGAUCCGACUGGGCUCCUGUCAUCUACUGCCACUCACCCAAGUCAGCUUGAUCAGUCUGAGCCUAUGGAGAUUGGGCGAGCCUCUCUCACUCCUGCAGAGCGCCAGCGCCGCUUCACCUCAAACCUCUGCCUCUAUUGUGGAGGUGAUGGACAUCGUGUGGUAACCUGCCCUUUAAAAGCCGAAGCUCACCGGGCAUAGGGGGAGUCCGGUUGAGCUCAAUGACCAUCCAGUCCUCCGACCGCAAACCCCUGCUGCAAGUUCACCUCCGCCUCUCUGACUCAACUCACACCCUGGCUGCUCUGGUGGAUUCUGGCGCCGAAGCCAACAUAAUGGACAUCAAGCUGGCACGCCAACUGGGACUGGAGAACCUCCGUUUGACACCUCCUAUUCCUGCCCGGGCACUGGACGGACACUUACUCGGAUCGGUCACUCAUGUCACGGCCCCGGUCUCGAUGGGUCUGUCCGGAAACCAUCAAGAAACUAUCCAGUUUCACCUGCUCCCCUCUCCAGGCCAACCCCUCAUCCUGGGUUACCCAUGGCUCCGCCGGCACAACCCUCAGCUCGACUGGGUGACCGGGGUGAUCAGGGAGUGGGGAGAGGACUGCCACCGAACCUGCCUGCUUGCUGCCGCACUACCCCCUCGGCCAGUACCUACUAACUCCGCUCCUGACCUCUCCAAUGUCCCAGAAUGCUACCAUGGUCUCAGAGAAGUGUUUAACAAAGCAAGAGCCACAUCUCUGCCCCCUCACCGACCGUACGACUGUGCCAUCGACCUCCUCCCUGGAACAGCCCCUCCAAAGGGCCGUCUUUAUUCGUUGUCUGCUCCUGAAAGAAAGUCCAUGGAGGACUACAUCAAUGACUCUCUGUCCGCAGGAUUAAUCCGUUCAUCUUCAUCUCCGGCUGGUGCUGGCUUCUUCUUUGUGGGGAAGAGGGACGGAUCUCUUCGCCCCUGCAUCGACUACAGGGGACUCAACGACAUCACAGUGAAGAACCGUUACCCUCUGCCUCUGCUCACCUCUGCUUUUGAGUUGCUCCAGGGAGCCACUGUUUUUACCAAGUUGGAUCUCAGAAACGCUUACCACCUAGUGCGGAUCCGGGAGGGAGAUGAAUGGAAGACCGCAUUCAAUACACCAACAGGCCACUACGAGUAUCUGGUUAUGCCUUUUGGCCUCACCAAUGCUCCUGCUGUGUUCCAGGCUCUAGUGAAUGAUGUACUGCGGGACAUGUUAAACAAGUUUGUCUUCGUUUACCUGGAUGACAUCUUAAUCUACUCCAGAAACCUGUCUGAACACACCCGCCAUGUCCAGCAAGUCCUUCAUCGUCUUCUGGAGAAUUCCCUCUACGCCAAGGCAGAGAAAUGUGAGUUUCACGUCAAGACAGUGGCCUUCCUGGGGUACAUAGUGGCAGAGGGAAGUAUCCAAAUGGAUCCUGCCAAAGUAUCAGCAGUCACUUCAUGGCCAGUUCCGGAGAACAGAAAGAAGCUGCAACAGUUUCUGGGGUUUGCUAACUUCUAUAGAAAGUUUAUCCGGAACUACAGUACCGUUGCUGCCCCUCUCACUGCUCUAACCAGCACCAAGCAACCCUUCACCUGGACCCCAGCAGCCGACAAGGCCUUCAGUACCCUCAAGGUAAGGUUCACCUCCGCUCCCAUCCUCCAGAUGCCUGAUGUGGACCGGCAAUUCAUUGUGGAGGUGGACGCCUCGGAUGUGGGAGUUGGUGCUGUGAUUUCUCAGUGGGCUGCGGAGGAUAGGAAGCUCCAUCCCUGUGCCUUUUUCUCACGUCGGUUGUCCCCCUCUGAGUGCAAUUACGACAUAGGGAACCGAGAGCUGCUGGCUGUGAAGCUUGCCUUGGAGGAGUGGCGUCACUGGCUGGAGGGGUCCACCAUUCCAUUUCUCGUUUGGACCGAUCAUAAGAACUUGGAGUACAUCCGCACGGCCAAACGGUUGAACUCCAGGCAGUCCCGCUGGGCCCUGUUCUUCACCAGGUUUAAUUUCACUCUGUCAUACCGGCCUGGAUCACGCAACACCAAGCCAGACGCCCUCUCCCGUCAAUUCCAGAAGGAUGACAACCCCUCCAAGGAUCCUGUGUCGAUUCUGCCAAGUCCCUGCAUCGUAGCAGCUCUGACCUGGGCUGUUGAGGAACAGGUGCUGGAAGCUCUCCGUAACCAGCCAGGUCCCAGCACUUGCCCAGCUGACCGCCUUUUUGUCCCCGAAAACCUGAGGUCCCAGGUCGUUCAGUGGGGACAUGACUCCCGUCUAGCUUGUCACCCUGGCUCCACCCGCACUUACAACCUGCUCGCCCAGAGGUUCUGGUGGCCCUCUCUGAGAAAGGAUGUACGGGAAUUCGUCCAAGCCUGCCCCAUCUGCAACCAACACAAGUCGUCCUGCCAGCCCCCAGCCGGAUUGCUGCAGCCCCUGCCUGUGCCCAGACGUCCCUGGUCUCACAUCGCCCUUGACUUUGUCACGGGGCUGCCCCCUUCAAGUGGCAUGACCGUCAUUCUCACCAUAGUUGACCGAUUCAGCAAGAUGGCACACUUCAUUCCCCUCCCCAAGCUCCCAACCGCCAAGGAGACCGCCCAGGUGGUCCUGGAACACGUCUUCCGGAUCCACGGACUGCCAAAGGAUGUAGUUUCUGACCGUGGUCCACAAUUCUCCUCCGCUUUUUGGAAGGAGUUCUGUCACCUGCUGGGAGCCACAGUCAGUCUGACUUCCGGAUUCCAUCCCCAAUCCAAUGGGCAGUCAGAGCGGGCAAAUCAGGAGCUCGAGAAGGCACUGCGAUGCAUGACUUCACGCAACCCCCACUCCUGGUCGCAGCAAUUGACAUGGGUGGAGUACGCACACAAUUCUCUGACCUGCUCUGCCAUCGGUAUGUCCCCUUUCCAAUGUGUUUAUGGAUACCAGCCUCCUCUAUUUGCCAGCCAGGAAGGGGAGGUUACUUGCCCAUCUGCACUUGCUUUUGCCCGUCGAUGUCGCCGCACCUGGUCACAAGCCCGAGCCACACUCCUCAGAUCCGUUGCCAGCUACACUACCGGGGCCAACCGUCGGAGAAUCCCUGCUCCCACCUACCAUGUUGGUCAUAGGGUGUGGUUGUCGUCGAAGAACCUGCCACUCAGGGUGGAGUCGCAAAAGCUGGCACCUCGGUUCAUUGGCCCAUUCCCUAUCAUAAGAGUGAUUAGCCCAACUGCUGUCCGGCUCCAACUGCCUAAUUCCAUGAGGGUGCACCCCACUUUCCAUGUGUCUAAGAUUAAGCCCAUUCAUGAGAGUCCGCUGGUCCCUGCUGCGCCUUGUCCUCCUCCUCCACAGCUUGUCGAUGGUGGUCUGGUUUACACCGUCCGCCGCCUGCUUCGGUCCAGACGGAGGGGUAGGGGUCUCCAGUACCUCAUUGACUGGGAGGGCUAUGGACCUGAGGAAAGGACCUGGGUGCCAGCUAGUCGGAUUGUGGAUAGGACUCUCAUCACCGCCUUCCACCAACGGCAUCCUGAUCAACCUGCAAUCCGUAGGGGCCGCCCCAGAGGGGUCCCUAACCGUCCUGCCCGCUCGGCUUCCUGUCCUGUGCCUGAUCCUGUCUCGGGACCUGUCCCAUCUCCCGACCACGGCCCUCCGGCUUCCUCCGAGGAUGAGGACGUUCGCUCGGACCGUUCGGAGGAGUUCUAGCCCUCCUCCGGCUCCCCUCCUCCCGCCCGGCGUGGUGUUGCUCUUGGGACUUCUGGGGCCGUCCCUUGGGGGGGGGGUUCUGUCAUGAGCCCUCUCACUCCACCGGGUUACCACCUUAAUUUGUUUCCACUAUCUUCCACUCUGCUCACCACUCUCUCUCUACUCAGCCUAACUAGCUCCACCUGUCCCUGCUCUGCUCGGCUCUAAUUACUCUGCCAGCUGCGCUGCAUUACCCACUAACCUCUCCCAGUAUUUAAAGCCCUGUCUUUCAGCUCUCCUUUGUCAGAUCGUCUGCAAAGCUCACACCCGGAACCUGUUUGCUCGCGCUUCUGGCUCACCCUUGUUUUGUGACCCCGGACCUGCCUGAUUCUUGGAUACUCUUCUGCCCCAGGAAAACCAGACCUGCUUUCUGCCAUUACGACUCCUGACUACUCUUCGAUCCCGGUAACUCUGACCAGCCUUCUGCCUUGCUACAACGUAUUUGGAUUUCCCUUGAACUGUACUUCUGCCUUGUUUCAUCCGCCCCGUUGUGUCUGUGUUUCCCCCCCCCCAGGACUUCUGGACCACCAACCACCGGCGUCAUAGGACGCAUCGCUGCCACUGGGGGGGGCACAGACCCAGCACAUUGGACGGAAUCCCUGUUAUUCCCAGUAACCCCUGGAGCCUUCACUCACUCCCUACUUCCCUUUUCCCUUAAGUUUUAAUAAACUUUCUGGUGUGACGCAAUUGUGGUCCUCUGGUCGUCUGUCUGAACCGUGACAGUUCAGUGAUUCGUCCACAAAGUUCCUGGCGGUGGAAUCUGAUGAUCCUAAGGUGUGGUUGGGCCCCAUCUACCACAGCACUCUCAAAAUCAUGGACUGCAUCCCAAAGGGUGAGACGACCUCUGACCUCCCUCUCUCUCUCUUUAUCUCUCUCUCUCUGCCACCCUCUCUGCCUCCAUCUCUCUCUCUCUCUCUCUCUCUCUCUCUCACUCUCUUUCUUUCUCACUGUGCAUGUUUGUUUGUAUUAAACAGACUAUGGUCCUUUCUGUGUGUGUGUGUGCAAAGAUGCCCCAGUUCCUGCGUUGGUGUGUGUUGUCCAGCGGUGAGCAGCAGAAGUGUGCAGACAUGUCCGAGGCCUUCAGUGCCAAGUCUCUGCUUCCCAGUAUCCAGUGUGUGAUGGGAUCGUCAGUGGAAAACUGCAUGAAGAAAUUCCAGGUAAAACAGACACUACAUUUACGUUUUACUUUUAUUUAAAGGGACACUUCAACACUUUUUAACCACAUAUUCAUUAUCUCCAACACCAUACCAGCCUCUUCAUGUGAAAACAGUGUUUUUUUAUCUGAUGAGAUAACUAAUGAAUUGAACUCUUAUGUAUGUGGAAUAGUUCCAAAAGUACAAACCCAACCCAUCUGUCACUUCAGACUCUCAAAGUAUUAGAAAGAAAACAAAUACUAUGUGAACCCAAGUUUGGUAGACUCACAGGGCUCUUUCUACAUGGGCUGUUGAAAGAGACUAGGGUGUAGGAAACUUAUAUCUCUGAUAUCCUUCCCUUGUGUGUGUUUGUAGAAUAAAGAAGGAGAUGCCAUUACCCUGGAUGGAGGUUACAUCUACACAGCAGGGAAGACCUAUGGGCUGGUGCCUGUUGCUGGGGAGAGCUACACAGGUAGGACCCCUCUACCACCAAUUCAACCAAGCAGAAACGGACAUGUCCUCAAUACUACGUUUUGCUUAAAACAGCAGUCAGCAGUAGAAACAAUAACAAAGCAGCCUCCCCACCCCUGGUUCGGUAAAAAGCUGAGGGGUGGGGCUGGAGAAAUGUUAUCACUCUCAAAUUCAUAGACAGAGCUAUGGAUGCAAGGACUGACCAUCCAUGAUAUCAACAUGAUAGUUUAACCAUGUUUUGAGGCUGUAUAGUGUUUGUUUGUAUUUUCUUUGUUUACAAACAUUGGAGUAAAACAAGCUUAUAUUUUGGGUUCUGAUGGGGUACGACAGUUGAACUAAGGCAUUUAUAAGUUAUAUUCUUCAAGAAUCAAUGGGUAUAUAUCAUUCAGUUAUAGGUCCAAAAAUGGAUGUAGCAACGGCUGAUUGCCCCUUUAAAGGCUCAAUGCAGCAUUUUUUAUAUCAAUAUCAAAUUAUUUCUGGGUAACAUUUAAGUACCUCACUGUAAUAGUUUUCCAUUAAAAUGUGCAAAAACAGCUUUUUAGCAAAAAAACUUUCUCAAGCAAGAAUUUUGCUAGGACUGUCUGGGAGUGGUCUGAGUGGGGAGGGGAAAACUGAAAACUAGCUGUUAUUGGCAGAGAGGUUUGGAACUGUCUUUGUUAUUGGUCUAUUAACCAAUUUACCGCAAGGUGAUGUCACUAUGGAAAGUCGAAACUCCCGCCCCUUGCAAACCUGCUGAUUAGAAGGUCCUGUGUAGACUGUAUUUUCAACCAGCAAUUAUUAGGAAAUAAUACUGAUCAACAUUUUUCACACUUUUACACUAUUAGUUUCAUCAACUGUUGUACAAUAUGAUAUAAAACACACUUCUGCUGCUCACCGCUGGAAAAAAAAAAAACACACCAACGCAGGAACUGGGCCUUUAAGUUCCUUCCACACAUAUGGGGUUUGAUCAUGUGAUGAUUUGCUGCAAAUCAAAUUGCCUUUUGGGACAAUAACUAAACACACAAUAAACCCUCUUCCUCUUUUCCUCUUUCCCCUCCUCCUCCUACCUCUUCCUUCUUCUCCUGCUCCUCCUCUCUCUCAUAGGGGACAGUGAUGGCAGUAUUUACUAUGCCGUGGCGGUAGUGAAGAAGUCCAACCGCGAUAUCACCAAGCUGGAGGACCUGAGGGGGCUGAGCUCCUGUCACACUGGCUAUGGCCGUACCGCCGGCUGGAACAUCCCCAUAGGCCUGCUCAUAGAGAAAGGCCUCUUCAGACCCGCACAGUGCCAGAUACCACAGGGUAGGUCAUAAACCAGGGUGUGUGUGUCUGUGUGUGUGUGUGUGCAUGUGUGUGUGCAUGGAAGCAUGUGUGUUCAUCUUACUUUCCUACUGUCUGUCUGACCCUCUCUGUCUCCUUCUGUCCACCUCAGCCGCUGGAGUUUUCUUUAAGAACAGCUGUGUCCCUGGUGCCAAUCUGCCUGGUUUCCCUGACAACCUGUGUGGCCUAUGUGUUGGGGACAGCAGCGGGCAGAACAAGUGUGAGAAAGGCAAGGACCUGUUUGACGGAUAUGAUGGAGCUUUCAGGUACAGUACAUCUCACAACUUAAUGGUACACUUAAAGAGUUUGGCUCAGACAUAGAUUUAGACAUAGAGAUUUAGAGUUGUAUAACAGGCACCAAAAUGUGCCAAGACAAUUCCAUUGCAGUUAUAACACCAAUUACAGUGUUAUAUUCAAUGAGUGUAUGCCAAACUAUGUACAUGUUUAUUGGCUCUGGUUUGGUGCAAUGUUGGAUAGGGAACAUACUAGGGAUAGAUAGCGUCAUUGACUUUCAUACAAUGUUUGUUCAUUUGAAUCAGGUGUUUGGCCAAGGGAGAUGGAGAGGUAGCCUUCAUCAAACACACCACUGUCUUCCAGAACACUGAUGGUAAGUGUGUGUGUGUGUGUGUGUGUGUGUGUGUGUGUGUGUGUGUGUCAGAGUUAUUAUAAUAAACUAAAACUGAAACUAAAACGAAAACUAAUCAUGAAAAAAACGAUUUAGUAAACUGAAAUAAAUCAUUAACAAAUCCGUUUGAAAAACUAAAACUAUACUGAAACUAUUAUCUUUGACUCCAAAACUAACUACACUAAAAUGAAAACCAUCAUGAAUAAUGUCUGAUGGGGGUUUUCAAGCUUUUUUUCUAAUGGGGUUUUCAAGCUUCUGAAUUUGGCGGGUCACAUUGAGAUUUAAUUUAUAAUUUAAAGGUAGACUCAGUGAAAUGUUGUUGCCACGAGCAGCACCGCAGAUAUUGGGUGCGUUUGAGUGGUAAAGCUAAAGCAACCGACUGUAGACGAAAGUCAAGGAGUAAAGUCAGGCUGGGUUGCAUCUGCGACAGCCAAAAGUCAGACACUAUUGUUGUUUUCAAAAAGCAAGGCUCAGAUCAAUAUGACAGUGUUCCCAUUGUUUAUAAAAGGUUUUCUUUAUAAUGUUGAAAUAAACAUGUAUCUAACCCCCAUAUCACAUACUCACAAACUGAAAUCAUAAUAUAAUAUUAUGUGUGUACACAUUGUACAAUCAAUCAGUGUGAGAGAGACUAAAAUAUCACAUUUAUUUGCAUACAUCCACUGUACACAUAAAUCACAGUAAAUUGGUUUCUGUUUCAAUCAUGUCUUUGGUCACGUUUCCGUCAAACAAAAACACCCUAAUAAUGCAGGCGAUGGCUGCAGGAUGAAGUCGGUGAGGAGCAACUACAGAAACUUGCAGUCGACUGCAGUUAAAACUUCAUGGCCUUUGAUCACAUAAUUUGUGCAAAGUUAAUGUCGGCAUGUACAGUGGCUUGCGAAAGUAUUCACCCCCCUUGGCAUUUUUCCUAUUUUGUUGCCUUACAACCUGGAAUUCAAAUGGAUUUUUGGGGGGUUUGUAUCAUUUGAUUUACACAGCAUGUCUACCACUUUGAAGAUGCAAAAUAUUUUUUCUUGUGAAACAAACAAGAAAUAAGACAAAAAAACUGAAAACUUGAGCAUGCAUAAUUAUUCCCCCCCCCAAAGUCAAUACUUUGUAGAGCCACCUUUUGCAGCAAUUACAGUUCUCUCUGCUACCGCACGGCAAGCGGUACCGGAGUGCCAAGUCUAGGUCCAAAAGACUUCUCAACAGCUUCUACCCCCAAGCCAUAAGACUCCUGAACAGCUAAUCAUGGCUACCCAGACUAUUUGCACAGCCCCCCCCCCACCCCAUCUUUUUACGCUGCUGCUACUCUGUUCAUUAUUUAUGCAUAGUCACUUUAACUCUACCCACAUGUACAUAUUACUUCAACUACCUCAACUAGCCGGUGCCCCCGCACAUUGACUCUGCACCGGUACCCCCCUGUAUAUAUAGCCUCCCUACUGUUAUUUUAUUUUACUUCUGCUCUUUUUUUCUCAACACUUUUUUGUUGUUGUUCUAUUUUACUUUUUUAUAAAAAAAUAAAUGCACUGUUGGUUAAGGGUUAGGGUUAGAUAAGAUAACAAAAUACAAACAAAAAAACAUGUGAUUUCUAUUUAUUUUUUUGUUCCAUUAUCUUUGAAAUGCAAGAGAAAGGCCACAAUAUACUAUUGCAGUUUAGGCGCAAUUUAGAUUUUGGCCACUAGAAAGCAGAAGUGUGUGUGCAAAGUUUCAGAUUGAUCCAGUGAAGCAUUGCAAUACUGGACUAUCUUGUAUCAGGUCUGCCCAAAUGUGCCGAAUUGGUCAAUUGACACAUUUUCAAGUACAUAACUAUAGAGAACAAACAAAAAUGAUAUGGUAACACAAAAUGUAAGUUUACACACUCCCAGGAAUGUCAUACAUGAUGGAUCAUUAGCUUAUACACUAACUUUCACACAUCUAGAUGGCCGGGCGGGGUGGGUGUGGAGCCAGAGACAGCAGGGGUUCAAACUGUAGAACCCAAUUCCUACAUUUGAAUAUAAAAAUGGAUUUUAUCAAACAAAACUAUGCUACAUUUUAUCUCUGGAACUCUCAGGAUGACAAAUCAGAGCAAAAUUACUGAAUGUAAGUAUAUUAUUUACCUUCAGAGGUAAAUGUAUCAAUUCAGGUGCCGUGAUAAGUUUUUUGUUGUUGUGCACUCUCCUCAAACAAUUGUAUGGUAUUUUUUCAUUGUAAUAGCUUCUGUAAAUUGUACAGUGCAGUUAUAUGAACAAGAAUUUAAGCUUUCUGCCCAUAUAAGACAUGUCUAUGUCCUGGAAAGUUUGCUCUUAAUUACAACAGUCAUGCAAAUCACAUUGGCGCACAUUAGCUCAACCGUCUGGGACACCGAUCCCGUAGAGGUUAACAGAAGACAGGUCCAAUCGGGUCCAGUUGGUAAAUCUAUGUUAAUUGCACAUACCCGAGACCCGUGGCAAUAAUAUCAGACCGGACCCAGAUCCGAGACAAAAGUCACCGGUCGGAUCUCGGAAUUUCGGGUCUGUUGGACCCGUGGAGACCUCUACUUCAUGCUGCUACAACGUGGUAGCUACGGGACCAAAACAGUAGAGAAGUUUAGCCUCACACUUCUACGCUCCUGAGCCCUAUACUACAUACCUGGUUUGAGGAGUUAGCGAGGUAACUUUGGUCAACUCUGAGUUCAACUAGGGAUUACUGGUACCACUAAAGUGGUUCACCUUUAAGGCAGGUACCAACACAUUUAUACAGAACAAACCUGCUCCGGGACAGGCUAACUCAUGGCUAACUCCAUUUAUACUAAAUGAAGUGUCUGAGCCACGAGUUGAGGCCCAAUGAAAGCAGAUUCCUCCUUCUCGCAUCAUCCCCUUCUUUUGAGAAAGACGAUAAAAUAUUUUAUGAAUAAUUUGUUUUGUGUGUAAAAAAAUUGUCAUGUUAAAAUACCUAUCACAUUUAGUAAUGACAGAAUGCAUUGGAAACUUCACACACAAUAAAACUUUUGUAUGACUUCUCGAAAUGAGUGGGGGAAAAGGUGCCUAGCAGUAACCGAAAGGUUGCUGGUUUGAAUACCAGCGCUAACAAGGUGAAAAAUCUGCUAUUGUGUCCUUGAGCAAGGCACUUAACACUAAUUUGCUCUAGGGGUGCCGUACUACUAAGGCUGGCCCUGUAAAACAACACAUUUCUACUUUGUUUUACUGUGGCUGACUCUGUAAAACAACACAUUUCACUGCACCUAUCCGGUGUAUGUGACAAUAGAAAACAUAUAUUUUUAUUAUUUUUUAUUAACGAUACGUAAUAAUAUAAAGACUGCACUUCUAAAAGCCUAUUUCACAUCAUAGCCAGCUGAAAUUGAACGAUAACUUUUCUUUCGUUUUGAUUUUCGCACAAAUGAAAAGGUGGCACUGACUCUCCCAUGGAUUGAUGUUGCAGCAUUGUCUCAGUGAAGAGUUCAGCAUUCGACUAGCCACGUGUGACAUGCACACGCAGUUACAAGCCUGCUAGAUUUAGCGGCAGGCGGACAAGCAAUAUCCACCGUCGUAAUACGAAUGAAGCCUGAGCUGGAAUGUGAAGCUAACUGAAGCUGGCUAGCUUUAGAAAACCCUGAGUAGGGGCUCCAUAUGAUCCACAUCGCGGAAAUUCAGCUUUACGGUGUAAUUGAAAUUUUACAGAAAUGUUCCCGCUUUACCGGAGACUGCAUUUACGGUAAACACUGCUUAUGUCAGCAAAAUCAGAAAUUACUUUUAAAUUUCUAUCGCAGAAUCUGUAAAUUGACAUCCCAAAAAACACAAAAACUAAACACAUAAAUGGCUAACCUUCCACAUAUAGGCUUCUUUGAGGCCCUAACACUAAAACUAGAACUGAAACUAAAUAAUAUAAAAACGUCAAACAAAAUAACAUGUUUUUAUCAAACUUAAACAUAAUAAAAACUAGUAAACUGGAUCUGAAAACUAACUGAAAAUGAACUGCAUUUCUAAUGAAAAUCUUAAAACUAAUAGAAAAAAUAUAUACAGUUGAAGUUGGAAGUUUACAUGCACCUUAGCCAAAUACAUUUAAACUCAGUUUUUCACAAUUCCUGACAUUUAAUCCUAAUAAAAAUUCCCUGUCUUAGGUCAGUUAGGAUCACCACUUUAUUUUAAGAAUGUGAAAUGUCUGAAUAAUAGUAGUGUUACGUGUGAAAUGUUUUUCUUUCUCCCAAUCUUCCUUUGUGGUGUGUGUGGAUCAGAGUGGUUGUUCUGUUUGUGGGUUCUGGUCAUUACAGGUGUGCUGAGUUGCGGCUGACGAUGGUGGGCGUGGCUUGUGUCCGGAGUCCUGGCAGCUGUGGCUGAUUGACUAGAGUAUAAACUGUUUGCCGUGUGAGCUCGAGAGGAAGAGGGGGUACUUUUUGUUUGGCUGAGGAUUUGGUUAUUGGUUGUUUUAAUUUAUCUUUGUUUGUGUUCCAGCCUGUCAUCCUGUUGUAUUCCACCCUACCUGGGUCCUGGAGAAGGGAAAGGUAGUUCUGCCCAUGGGUGUACAUUCACACAGAGAUAACCCACUGUUUUACACUCUAGGUUAGCCGUGCGGGUGUCACCCCUGUAUUUGUGGUAACAGGUAGGAAAGCUGGUUAAGGGUUAGAGUGUGAUAGGAAGGAUUAGGUGUGUAGAAGAGAAGGGAUCUUUUGUUUAUUUUCAUUACUUGGACCCCGACCCCAAACAUUCCCUUCUCUUACCUUCCCUGGUUUGUUUGAUUGGUUUUUGUUUUAUUUACUGUUUCUUUAUGGGUGUUGUAUAAUUCUGUUUAAUUACUUUACUAAAUGUCCCUGAGGGCUAACAUUGAGUUCAGGUUGUUGUGUCUGGUUAUUUUAGUUCAUUACACCCCACAUUUCUUCCUCGUCCAUCUAGUUUACAUUGUGUGCGCAGGCACGGGCAUUUACGUCUCCUCCUCAGACGAUCUACACCCUAGGGGAGAACGUAACAGAGAAUUAUUUAUUUCAGCUUUUAUUUCUUUCAUCACAUUCCCAGUGGAUCAGAAGUUUACAUACACUCAAUUAGUAUUUUGUAGUAUUGCCUUUAAAUUGUUUAACUUGGGCCAAACGUUUUGGGUAGCCUUCCACAAGUUUCCCACAAUAAGUUGGGUGAGUUUUGGCCCAUUCCUCCUGACAGCUGGUGUAACUGAGUCAGGUUUGUAGGCCUCCUUGCUCGCACACGCUUUUUCAGUUCUGCCCACAAAUGUUCUAUAGGAUUGAGGUCAGGGCUUUCUGAUGGCCACUCCAAUACCUUGAAUGUAUUGUCCUUAAGCCAUUUAGCCACAACUUUGGAAGCAUGCUUGGGGUCAUUGUCCAUUUGGAAGACCCAUUUGCGACCAAGCUUUAGCUUCCUGAAUUAUGUCUUGAUGUUGCUUCAAUAUAUCCACAUAAUUUUCCUUCGUCAUGAUGCCAUCUAUUUUGUGAAGUGCACCAGUCCCUCCUGCAGCAAAGCACCCCCACAGCAGGAUGCUGCCACACCCGUGGUUCACGGUUGGGAUGGUGUUCUUCGGCUUGCAAGCACCCCCUUUUUCCUCCAAACAUAACGAUUGUCAUUAUGGCCAAACAGUUCUAUUUUUGUUUAAUCAGACCAGAGGACAUUUCUCCAAAAAGUACGAUCUUUGUCCCCAUGUGCAGUUGCAAACCGUAGUCUGGCUUUUUUAUGGCGGUAUUGGAGCAGUGGCUUCAUGGUGUUUAUACUUGUGUACUAUUGUUUGGUAAUUGCUCCCAAGGAUGAACCAGACUUGUGGAGGUCUACAUUUUUUUUAUGAGGUCUUGGCUGAUUUCUUUUGAUUUUCCCAUGAUGUCAAGCAAAGAGGCACUGAGUUUGAAGGUAGGUCUUGAAAUACAUCCACAGGUACACCUCCAAUUGACGUCAAUUAGCCUAUCAGAAGCUUAUAAAGCCAUGACAUCAUUUUCUGGAAUUUUCCAAGCUGUUUAAAGGCACAGUCAACUUGUUUAUUUUUUUGUCAUUUAGCAGACGCUCUUAUCCAGAGCAACUUACAGGAGCAAUUAGGGUUAAGUGCCUUGCUCAAGGGCACAUCAACAGAUUUUUCACCUAGUCGGCUCGGGGAUUAGAACCAGUGACCUUUCGGUUACUGGCACAACGCUCUUAACCGCUAAGCUACCUGCCGCCCCACACUUAGUGUAUGUAAACUUCUGACCCACUGGAAUUGUGAUACAGUGAAAUAAUCUGUCUGUAAACAAUUGUUGGAAAAAUGACUUAUGUCAUGCACAAAGUAGACGUCCUAACCGACUUGCCAAAACUAUAGUUUGUUAACAAGACAUUUGUGGAGUGGUUGAAAAACGAGUUUUAAUGACUCCAAUCUAAGUGUAUGUAAACCUGCGACUUCAACUGUAUACUGAACAAAAAUAUAAGCGCAACAUGUAAAGUGUUGGUCUCAUGUUUCAUGGGCUGAAAUAAAAGAUCCCAGAUAUUGUUCAUAUGCACAAAAAGCUUAUUUCUCUCAAAUGUUGUGCACAAAUGUGUUUACAUCCCUGUUAGUGAGCAUUUCUCCUUUGCCAAGAUAAUCCAUCCACCUGACAGGUGUGGCAUAUCAAGAAGCUGAUUAAACAGCAUGAUCAUUACACAGGUGCACCUUGUGCUGGGGAAAAUAAAAGCCACUCUAAUAAAAUGUGCAGUUUUGUCACACAACACAAUGCCACAGAUGUCUCAUGUUUUGAGGAAGCAUGCAAUUGGCAUGCUGACUGCAGGAAUGUCCACCAGAGCUAUUGCAAGAGAAUUGAAUGUUCAUUUCUCGACCAUAAGCAGCCUCCAACGUCGUUUUAGAGAAUUUGGCAGUACGUCCAACCGGCCUCACAUCCGCAGGCCACGUGUAUGGCAUCGUGUGGGAGAGCGGUUUGCUGAUGUCAACAUUGUGAACAGAGUGUCCCAUAGUGGCGGUGUGGUUAUGGUAUGGGCAGGCAUAAUCUAUGGACAACAAACACAAUUUCAUUUUUAUGAUGACAAUUUCAACGCACAGAGAUACCGUGAAGAGAUCCUGAGGCCCAUUGUCGUGCAAUUCAUCCACCACCAUCACCUCAUAUUGCAUGAUCAUGCACGGCUCCAUAUAUCACAAGGAUCUGUUCAACAUUUGUGGAUGCUGAAAAGGUCCCAGUUCUUCCAUGGCCUAAAUACUCACCAGACAUGUCACCCAUUGGGCAUGUUUGGGAUGCUCCUGAUCCACGUGUACGACAACGUGUUCCUGUUCCUGCCAAUAUCCAGCAACUUCGCACAGCCAUUGAAAAGGAGUGAGACCACAUUCCACAGGCCACAAUCAACAGCCUGAUACAACUCUAUGCGAAAGAGAUGUGUCGUGCUACAUGAGGCAAAUGGUGGUCACACCAGAUACUGACUGGUUUUCUGAUCCACGCCCCUACCUUUCUUUAAUGUAUCUGUGACCAACGAAGCAAAGCUGUCAUCAAGGUAAAAGGGUGGCUUUUUGAAGAAUCUCAAAUAGAAAAUAUAUUUUGAUUUGUUUAACACUUUUUUGGUUACUACAUGAUUCCAUGUGUUUUUUCAUAGUUUUGAUGUCUUCACUAUUAUUCUACAAUGCAGAAAAUAGUAAAAAUAAAGAAAAUCCCUUGAAUGAGUUUGUGUGUCCAAACUUUUGACUGGUACUGUAUAUCUGUUCUCUAGGUAACUCAGGUGAGUCGUGGGCCAUUGACCUGCAGUCUAAGGAUUUCCAGCUCCUGUGCCCCCAGGGCUCCAGGGUGGAGGUGACCCAGUAUGGCCACUGUAACCUGGCCCGGGUCCCCUCCCACGCCGUCAUGGUACGGCCCGACACCAACAUCUACGCCCUCUACGGCCUGCUGGACAAAGCACAGGUAAGACUGACUGGGCCAGUGGUUGGUUGAUUGAUUGAUUGAUAGUACACAUGUAGCAUAACAUCAUAGAAAGAAAGAAAUUACCCCUUCUAUUCACACCUUAAAAAGUGAACAUUAAACAAUUAACUACCGGUACAUGUUUAUUAUUAACGACAUGCUGAUAAAACUAAGUGGUAGUUGAUAUACUUUCCUCCUCCUUAUCUCUCUCCAUGACUACUAUAGUAGUCACAUGCAUUCAGAGUUCAAGAUGUUUGACUCGUCUGAGUACCAGGGCUCUGACCUCAUCUUCAAAGACUCCACUGUCAGUAUGAUCAGAGUGGCUGAGAGGAAAACCUAUGACCAGUGGCUGGGACAGGGCUACAUGGACUCAUUCACCAACAUGGAGUGCAACUCCUCUUCUAAAGGUACAGUGUACACACACACUUUGAUCUCACUCAUUUUAGUGACAGUAAUGCUUUGAAAAUAGUAGCUUUCAUAUGUGUUGGUGUACUGAAUACAGGAGGUUGGUUGCACCUUAAUUGGGGAGAAAGGGCUCAUGGUAAUCCCUGGAGCGGUAUCAAAUACAUAAAUAACAUGGUUUCCAGGUUUGAUGCCAUUCCAUUAGCUCCGUUCCAGACAUUAUUAUGAGCCAUUCUCCCAUCAGCAGCCUCCACUGGUACUGAAGUAUGUUUGUGUGUUUUUCCUGCAGUACUGUCCUCUGUCUCCCUGCUCCUGGUGGCACUGAUGAGCUCCAUCUUCAUCUGGGCGUAAGAAGACUUGUCCUUCCCCAAACCCAACCCCAAACCCCAUCCAUGUUCCAGCCCCAACUCUAACCCCUGUCCCAGCUCCAACGUCAGCCCCAGUCCCACCUUGAACAUUUCAACCCUAGCCACAGUCCCAGUAGCAACCUAA